This is a messenger RNA of Ochotona princeps (American pika), 2492 nucleotides long. RefSeq names its product plasminogen (gene PLG). Gene Ontology annotation, biological process: proteolysis. Gene Ontology annotation, cellular component: extrinsic component of plasma membrane. The coding region runs from base 1 to 2490 and encodes 829 amino acids. Gene Ontology annotation, molecular function: signaling receptor binding; serine-type endopeptidase activity. The transcript has 21 exons. Lineage: Eukaryota; Metazoa; Chordata; Mammalia; Lagomorpha; Ochotonidae. The record is from RefSeq and is a predicted model, not a curated record.
AUGGAACAUAAGGAAGUAUUCCUUCUCCUUCUCUUAUUUCUGAAAGCAGGCCAAGGACAAUCGUUGGAUGGCUACGUCAAUACCCAGGGAGCUUCGCUGCUCAGUGUAACCAGGAAGCAGCUGGAAGCAGCGAGUAUAGAGGACUGUGCAGCAAAAUGUGAGGCCGAGACGGAGUUCGUGUGCAGGUCGUUCCAGUAUCACAGCAAAGAGCCACAGUGCGUAGUCAUGCCUGAGAACAGGAAGUCCUCGCUCAUCCUCAGGAGGAGAGACGUGGUUCUCUACGAAAAGGAAAUAUAUCUUUUAGAGUGCAAGACUGGGCGCGGAAGGAACUACCGAGGGACAGUGUCCAAGACCAGGACUGGCAUCCUCUGUCAGAAAUGGAAUGACAAUUACCCCCACGUGCCCAAGUUUGUACCUGAGGAAUACCCUGCGGAAGGCCUGGAGAAGAACUACUGUAGGAACCCCGACAAUGAUGUAGAGGGGCCCUGGUGCUACACAACGGACCCGAACAAGCGAUAUGAUUACUGUGACAUCCCAGAGUGUGAAGUUGAAUGUAUGCACUGCAGCGGAGAAAAUUAUGCAGGCAAGAUUUCCAGGACAAUGUCGGGAAUUGAGUGCCAGGCUUGGGACUCACAGACACCACAUGCUCACGGAUAUGUCCCAUCCAAAUUUCCCAACAAGAACUUGAAGAAUAAUUACUGCCGGAACCCCGAUGGUGAGCCACGGCCUUGGUGCUUCACCACCGACCCCAAAAAGCGUUGGGAGCUGUGCGACAUACCUCGCUGUGAAACACCCCCGCCCACUUCUGGUCCCACCCACCAGUGCCUGAAGGGGAAAGGUGAGAGCUACCGAGGGACCGUGGCUGUCACCAAAUCGGGGUUCACCUGUCAGCGCUGGAGUGAGCAGACCCCUCACCGCCACAACAGGACCCCGGAAAACUUCCCCUGCAAGGCUCUGGAUGAAAACUACUGUCGCAAUCCGGAUGGGGAAAAGGCUCCCUGGUGCUACACGACCAACAAUGAGACGAGGUGGGACUACUGUGACAUCCCCUCCUGUGACUCCUCCCCCGUGACCACGGACUCAGUGGAUAGCACAGCUUCUCUUCCCCCUGAGCAGACCCCGGUGGUCCAGGAGUGUUUCCAGGGUAACGGGCAGAGUUACCGAGGCACGUCAUCCACCACCGUUACAGGGCGGAAGUGUCAGUCCUGGACAUCCAUGAAACCACACAAGCACGAGAAGACCCCAGAAAACAUCCCCGACGCGGGCCUGACGAUGAACUACUGUAGGAACCCGGAUGGCGACAGCAGGCCGUGGUGCUACACCACGGACCCGAGAGUCCGGUGGGAGUAUUGCAACCUGCAGAGGUGCUCGGAGACUGUCCCUGGCCCUGCAGCGACCAUCCCUGUGGCCCAACCACCAAGAGCUGAGGCUACUGCGGAACCAGGUGUGAAGCCUGUGCCCCUGGGCAUGCAACCAUCUACUUUGUCUCUGGCAGACUGCAUGUUUGGCAUUGGCAGAGGAUAUCGGGGUAAGAAGGCCACCACUGCCGAUGGCACUCCCUGCCAGGGCUGGGCUGCCCAGGAGCCCCACAAGCACAGCAUCUUCACGCCAGAGUCAAACCCACGUGCAGCUCUGGAACGAAACUACUGCCGUAACCCUGACGGUGACACCAACGGGCCCUGGUGCUACACCAUGAACCCAAAGAAGCUGUUUGACUACUGUGACGUCCCUUUGUGCGCCUCCUCGCCCUUAGAAUGCGGGAAGCCCAAAGUGGAGCCAAAGAAAUGUUCGCAAAGAGUGGUCGGGGGCUGUGUGUCCUACCCACAUUCCUGGCCCUGGCAGAUCAGUCUUAGAACGAGGUUUGGACAGCACUUCUGCGGAGGCACUUUGAUCGACCCACAGUGGGUGGUGACCGCUGCACACUGCCUGGAGAGGAGCAAUGUUGCUUCAUCAUACAGGGUCAUCCUGGGGGCACACCAGGAGAAGAACUUGGAACCACACGUUCAGGACAUAAUUGUGGGAAAGAUAUUCUUGGAACCCUCACGGUCAGACAUUGCCCUGCUAAAGCUAAGCAGCCCUGCCGUCAUCACCAACCAGGUCAUCCCAGCUUGUCUGCCCGCCUCUAACUACAUGGUGGCUGACCGCACGGUAUGCUACAUCACCGGCUGGGGAGAGACCCAAGGAACCUCGGGUGCUGGCGUUCUUAAGGAAGCCCAGCUCCCAGUGAUUGAGAACAAGGUGUGCAAUCGGCCAGAGUUCCUGAACAGGAGAGUCAAGUCCACGGAGCUGUGUGCCGGGGAUCUGGUAGGCGGCACGGACAGCUGCCAGGGUGACAGUGGCGGGCCUCUGGUUUGCUUCGAGAAGGACAAAUACAUCCUACAGGGGGUGACCUCUUGGGGUCUUGGCUGUGCGCGUCCCAAUAAGCCUGGUGUCUACGUGCGCGUUUCAAGCUUUGUUGACUGGAUUAAAGGGGUGAUGAGAAAUAACUGAUG